Melampsora larici-populina 98AG31 is the source of this 2831-nucleotide messenger RNA. RefSeq lists its product as uncharacterized. Gene Ontology annotation, cellular component: spliceosomal complex; Prp19 complex. NCBI's taxonomy places the organism in Eukaryota, Fungi, Basidiomycota, Pucciniomycetes, Pucciniales, Melampsoraceae. Gene Ontology annotation, biological process: mRNA splicing, via spliceosome. Bases 93 to 2624 code for a protein of 843 amino acids. The transcript has 7 exons. The record is from RefSeq and is a predicted model, not a curated record.
CUCAACUUAUUAAAUAACCAUUCUAUCAAAUCAAAAUCAAACACCUCAAAACCAAUCGAUAAUUUUAAUCCCAAUCCGAGCAUCAAAAAAACAUGAGAAUCAUCAUCAAAGGUGGUGUUUGGCGUAACACAGAAGAUGAAAUCUUAAAAGCAGCUAUCUCAAAAUAUGGAAAAAAUCAAUGGGCUAGAAUCUCUUCUUUAUUAGUUAGAAAAACUCCAAAACAAUGUAAAGCUCGUUGGUAUGAAUGGCUAGAUCCAUCAAUUAAGAAAACUGAAUGGUCUAAAGAAGAAGAUGAAAAACUAUUACAUUUAGCUAAAUUAAUGCCAACUCAAUGGCGUACGAUUGCACCAAUUGUAGGUAGAACGGCCAAUCAAUGUUUAGAAAGGUAUCAAAGAUUAUUAGAUGAAGCUGAACAACGUGAUACAGUUGAAGGUGGUGAUGAACUUGGUUUGACGGGUACAGGAGCUGAAGCUGGUCCGAGUGCUGAUGAUGUUAGAAGACUUAGACCUGGUGAAGUAGAUCCUGAUCCGGAAGCUAAACCUGCUAGACCUGAUCCGAUCGAUAUGGAUGAAGAUGAGAAGGAAAUGUUAUCAGAGGCUCGAGCUAGAUUGGCUAAUACUCAAGGAAAGAAAGCUAAGCGUAAGGCACGAGAACGUCAAUUAGAAGAAGCGCGACGAUUGGCUAUGUUACAGAAGAAGAGGGAAUUAAAAGCAGCCGGAAUUAUGAUGCGAAUGCGACCCAAGAAAGAUGGAAUGGACUAUAAUGCAGAUAUUCCAUUUGAAAAACAACCAGCACCAGGUUUUUACGAUACCACACAAGAAAAAAACAAAUUUGUAGCAGCACCAGUCGGUAAGAACUUGAGACAAUUAGAUUCACAUAAAAGAACAAGAGCAGAAGAUGAAGAAGAAAGAAGAAAACGAUCACGUAAGGCGAAAGAAACAGCAGCCGAUCAAGAUGCUUCAUCACAUUUCAUUCCAGCUAAAGAUAAUUUGAUUCAACGUCAGAAAGAAGAAGCUAAUAUUUUAAAAAGAAGGAAAUUAAUGUUACCUGAACCUCAAGUAGGAGAACUAGAAUUAGAAGAUAUUGUAAAGAUUGGUCAAGCAGGAGAGACAGCUAAGAAUCUAGUAGAAGAAGGUGGUGAAGGAGCUAGUCAAGGUUUAUUAGGAGAAUAUUCUACACUUCAGCAUGCUCAAACAGCUCGUACACCACGUACACCAGCUCAAGCUGAUAAUAUUAUGGCAGAAGCAAGAAACUUAAGAAACAUGACCAUGGCUCAAACUCCAUUAUUAGGAGAAGCAAAUACGCCUUUACACGAAUUAUCAAGUAGAGGGACUGGAUUUGAUGGUGCUACACCUGCUCGAACGGUUUCUGCUACUCCGAAUCCAUUAGCGACUCCUUUACACUCAGAUAGUCGUGAUCCUAGUGCGACGCCUGGUGGGGAUGGGAUCGGACCGGGUGGUACACCCAUGCGAACACCUUUACGUCGAAAUAAUCUUAACAUCAAUGCUGGAGAUGAUGGAUCGAUGAUGGGAGAUACACCACGUGAUUCAAGAAACCGACCUAUCGAUCUUAAACAACAACUCAAGCGAGGUUUCAUGGCAUUACCUAAACCGAAGAAUGAUUACGAACUUGUGUUACCUGAAGAAGAACUUGAAAGGAUAGCCGAGAUUGCAGAUGAAGCUGGAUCGAUGAUCGAAGAUGCGGCAGAUCGAGCAGCUAAGAUGAAAGCCAUCAGACAAGAAGAAGAACAGAAAGCAUUAGUGAGACGUACACAAGUUAUUCAACGUGGUUUACCUAGACCGAUUGAAUUUGAGUCAAGUCAAUUAACCAAAAAUUUUAAGACUGGAAACAAACUUGAAGAUCAUCUUGAUAGACAAAUCACACAAGAGAUGGUGAAAUUGAUUUUACAUGAUGCUAUAGUAUAUCCAGUACCGGGAGGCAAGAUUGCUGGUGGAGGUAGAUCAACUUUAGAUCCUAUUGAAGAUGAACAUCUUGCUACAGCUAAGGCAUUAGUACACCAAGAACUUGCAGAUGUAUGUGGAUUUCCAGGAGCAACAGAAGAUCAAAUCAAAAGAGUAGCAGUCUUAGGAGAUGAAGAAGAGUUUCGAAAAAGGUGGAUAGAACAAUCAGAAGGAUAUUCGUUUGAUGAAAACCGAUUGAAAUGGGUUAAAGAAUCAGACUUGUCAGAUGAAGAAAAGAUGAAAGGAAUGAAAUCAUUGAUAGAUGAAUCGAGACAUCAAUUGAUUAAAGAAGCUAAUCAAGCUAAUAAAUUAGAAAAGAAAUUAGGUAAAUUGAUUGGAGGUUAUGAAGCUCGAUUCAAAUCUCUCAAUCAAAGCUUUCAAGAAACUUUUAAUCGAUUAGAUCGAUCUCAAAUCGAAUUAUUAAGUUUUGAAAGAUUAGAACUUAAUGAGGUUGGAGCUUCUCAACGUAGAUUAGAAAGUUUAAAAGAAGAAGUUGAGAAAUUGAUGAGAUCUGGUAGAGAAGGUCAAUCUACUUAUAAGGAACUUAUGGAAGAACGUGAUCGAUUGAAAGUUAGCAUUGAAGAUCUACAAGCUGAAUUAACCAUGCAAGAAGUUGAAGCGGUUAAUGAAGUAGCAUUAGAUACGAUGAAUACAGAAGAAUAAAAGGUUUUUUUUCUUUUGAGAAAAGUGGUGAAAGAAGAUCAUUGAUGUGGAUUUGUAUUUUGGUUGGGUUUGAUUUGAUUUGUAAAGUUGAAUGGAUUGAAUGAUUUUUACUUAAAAAGUUUUGAAAAUAUCAGAAAAGAGAUGGAUGGUUGUAUGAUUUAAUGGUUUCGAAAAAUAAAUAAAAUCAAAUUAGGUUUGGUGUUUCUU